Molecule: messenger RNA, 1242 nt
Organism: Erythranthe guttata (spotted monkey flower)
Lineage: Eukaryota; Viridiplantae; Streptophyta; Magnoliopsida; Lamiales; Phrymaceae
Product: serine/threonine-protein kinase Aurora-2
Biological process (GO): protein phosphorylation
Molecular function (GO): ATP binding; protein kinase activity
Source: RefSeq, a predicted model, not a curated record
ACACAGGCCACGUAGGCAAUUCUUCUGUUCAAAUAUGACCGUUGCUACAUUACGCCAAUAAAGACCAAAAAUUCUCUCUUCUGUGUUUGAAAUCAGAUCGGAAGCAAAAACUCUCUCUCUCUAUAUCUCUUUCUCUCUCUAUCUCAUUUGAGUGCGCGACUGCAUAUUUCGAAAAUGGCGAUCGCCACCGAGUCUCAAGAAGAACACCAGAUUUCUUCGGAGAGCACUGCAGCAGAGAGAUUGAGAUGGACUCUAAACGACUUCGACAUAGGAAAGCCUCUCGGCAGAGGAAAAUUCGGACAUGUGUAUCUCGCUAGAGAAAAGAGGAGCAAUCAUCUUGUGGCACUAAAGGUAUUGUUCAAGAGCCAGCUAAAACAGUCGCAGGUUGAGCAUCAGCUUCGCCGUGAAGUGGAAAUACAAAGCCAUCUGCGACACCCUAACAUAUUACGACUCUAUGGUUACUUUUACGAUCAGAAACGAGUUUAUUUGAUUCUGGAAUAUGCUGCCAAGGGUGAACUUUACAGAGAGCUGCAGAAGUCCAAAUAUUUCAAUGAAAGACGCGCUGCUACAUAUGUGGCGUCAUUAGCUCGGGCACUUAUUUAUUGCCAUGGAAAGCAUGUGAUUCAUCGAGACAUUAAACCAGAGAACCUUUUGGUUGGAGCACAGGGUGAACUGAAAAUUGCAGACUUUGGUUGGUCUGUGCACACUUUCAAUCGCAGACGAACUAUGUGUGGCACACUAGAUUAUCUCCCACCUGAGAUGGUGGAGAGUGUGGAGCACGACGCAAAUGUGGAUAUAUGGAGCCUUGGUGUCCUUUGCUAUGAAUUUCUAUAUGGGGUUCCUCCUUUUGAAGCAAAAGAGCAUUCGGACACAUAUAAAAGGAUUAUCCAGGUGGAUUUAAAAUUCCCUCCCAAACCAAUCGUCUCUUCGGUUGCAAAGGAUCUCAUAAGUCAGAUGCUUGUCAAGGACUCCUCAAAGCGUUUGCCUUUACACAAACUGCUUGAGCAUCCAUGGAUCGUGCAAUACGCCGAUCCGUCUGGCGUUUACAAGGGUUGAUUGAUGUGUUAAAUUUUCUUUAGCCCCAUCAUCAACUAAAAUAAAGUCAGUCUUAUGUAAAAAUAUCUGUGUUGUGCCAACUAGAUUCGAGUAUGGUAUUGUUCUCUCGUAAACUGGAAACUAUUGAUCUGGAUCGAUGUAUUGAUUUGUAGUAUUAUGAAUUAAUGAUUUACUUUGCCUUGCGAA